AUGCGCUGCCCUGCGCUGCGCUGCGAUGCGAUGCGAUGCGAUGCGACGCCAGUCGAAGCACGUGUUCGACGCCUCCGAGUUUGGGCUCUCAAGUCUGUCGGCCUUGGACCAAUCAGCUCGCCCGGCCCGGUCAGACAAGGCAGGCGUGUAUGCAGCACGCGUUGGGCUGAGUGCAAUCGGGCCAUUUUUAUGCUCCAUCCAUUGUUGGCUGCACCAAUUGACCGCCGAGAGGCCGUUCGAGCAGACUGUGCACGCGCGCACUCGCGCACUGCUGCCUGCUCGCGCACGCUGACGUGCAGGCCGUGCCCGCGUGCACUGGCGCACGCGGGCCAGCACACUGACGCACACGGGCCAGCACACUGA
This is a messenger RNA of Protopolystoma xenopodis, 363 nucleotides long. The record is from the annotation of a GenBank genome assembly. NCBI's taxonomy places the organism in Eukaryota, Metazoa, Platyhelminthes, Monogenea, Polystomatidea, Polystomatidae.